GGCUUAUCUUCAAUCUGCUAAGCCACAUAAUCCCUCAUCUUUUGUAUGUCCAGCUUUGGCGCAACUGAAUCAAGAACUCAUACAUAAGUGGCAAUUCUCAGCAUAACCCCGCUGGUUCGUUACGAAACUCCAACCAGAAGGAUUUACCGUACGAAGCUACUAAAUCGCGUUCUAGACUUUCUCUCGGUGUUCAAACCACGCGAUGGCGUCCAGCAAGUCAAAUUCUAUUUUGAAACCUGACCAUGAUAUCAAAAGGGUUGCAACUUCCACCAUCGUUAUUCCAGACUACCAAGAUAAAGAGGCAUCAAAUGAUUCCAAAUUCAAAGCAAUUUUCGAUGAGCAUAUGAGUGCAAAGAAUGCUUCUGUUGCAUACCGUGAAGUUCAUGUUCUUUUGUUGUCAUGGGACCGCAAAGAUGAUGACCUCCAUGUAGAACAAGAGGUUGCGGAUCUCGAGAGUGUAUUUCGGGACACUUUCAAAUAUAAAACAACACAAAAGAUUUUGCAGCAGAAUCCAAGGAAGCACCCGCAAGCUCAAAUAAACUUGUAUCUUGCCGAGUUUGUUCACAAUUAUGAUGAUCCAAACACUCUUCUUAUUGUCUACUAUGCCGGGCAUGGCAAGCUUAGCGACGAUGGGGAUGGAUUGGCUUUAACUCCAUCAACAACUCAGCCAGAUGAAGAGAAUGAGUUGAAUGAGAUUGUCUGGAGCUCCGCGGAACACAACAUACAAAACACUAAAAGUGAUUUUCUGGUCAUAUUUGACUGCUGCAAUGCCGGCGCAAUGGAUCGCAGUGUUCGUGGUGGUGACUUCACCAGAAGAGCCUUUGAAUACAUGGCUGCGACUUCUCAAAACUCAACUACGAGAAAGCCAGGCCCUAAGUCAUUCACUGCUGCCCUCAUCUGGGCUCUUGAAGAAUUGGUUCGCUCCAAGCCUGGGAAGCGUUUCAGUACGCAAGAACUGACCCGAAAAAUCUUCCAAGCACCCAACUUUCCUAAAACCCAGGCUCCAAGAUUAAUGGAACCAGGCCCGAAAGGAUCUUUGAGGAAAAUUGUUCUUGUUCCUCUCGAUCAGCAAGUAAAAUUCGGGGACCGAGGAGAGCAUAGCAGUGGACAGAUCGAUGAUAUAAAAGAGACAUUGAAUCUUCGAUUCGUCUUCAAUCGUAAAAUCACCAACAAGAUAGUUAGAGAGCUUGCUAAGGAUCUAACCAAUCUUAUAAGUGGGGGAGAUUUUGUGGCAUCCACAGUCCUUUGGGAUGGGAUCAACACUUCUAAUUCGACAAAGAAAAGAUUCCGUGAUGUUGUCAGCCAUGUCAUUGGUCAGAACCACCAAAAGAAUCGGAGUAAAUCAUCGAUUCUAGAUAUGGAUGGUGUACAAUUCUCGCCAACCACACCAACCACACCAACAAUAGGACAAGAAUUGUCAGCUUCAUCCGAAGAUAGUACCAAUGAUGAACCCAAUCCAGAGCUUUCACUUCCAAGCCCUUCCUCAGAGAUCGCGAUAAAUGGAGGAGAGACAAGUGUGAGAGACGAAGAUUCAGAUACAUCUAAAAAGAGAAAACGAGAGGAGAAGACGAUUCACGACUUGGAAGCUGUUGACACCAUUUCUAACUCGUCACUUACGACCCGUCAGGCACGACAGACUAAACGUCACUCUGGUGACCGGAGGCUCUAGAGAAAUAGUUAUCAGAAUAUUGGACGACGCAUUGUCAGCGUAAUUGAAUUGGUUUACUUAAAAUGUUUUAUUUCUUUUGUAGCUUUAUAGAAAUGAUGGGAGGUUACGUGGAUUUAAUUUGGGGGGCUUACGGCGCAAGAAACAGGAUUCCAUUGGAGAUAGUGAUCCAGGCAAUGAUUUUGCCUCGACACAUAGAUAGACAUGCCCUUGUGCAAAAUUUCGUUUUUUCAUAAUCUGAGAAAGAGGAUCUGGCAACAUUCCUAUCAGUUCACAUAUAUCAAGGACGAUGAUGAUACACUGAAUAGCCUCGACA
Messenger RNA from Botrytis cinerea B05.10, 1982 nucleotides. RefSeq lists its product as hypothetical. Bases 203 to 1669 code for a protein of 488 amino acids. The transcript is spliced from 3 exons. NCBI's taxonomy places the organism in Eukaryota, Fungi, Ascomycota, Leotiomycetes, Helotiales, Sclerotiniaceae. The record is from RefSeq and is a predicted model, not a curated record. Gene Ontology annotation, biological process: proteolysis. Gene Ontology annotation, molecular function: cysteine-type endopeptidase activity.